GCAAACCUCGGCAAUUUCUUAUGCUGAUGAAUGCUGAUUUCCACGAGAAGCAAUUCGCUCCAAGUUCAGGAACACGCAUUGGCGCUGAUGCAUGUUAGUGGCUUUGGCUAGCUUGAUUGUGUUAACGGCAAAGUCAAUUCACCAGUGGAUUCAGCGUGUGUUUUCGUUUCGUACUCCGUUCGUUAGUUGUGGUUGUAUGAGUGGCAGUACGUUAGUUAGGUUGAGGGAAGGGCUGAGCCGAGGCAAUUCCACGGAGCCUGACGUCAAGUGAGACCCCCUGAGGACUUAACUCGAAUCCCGAAACACUGACAUUCUUUUUUUUUUCUUUUUCAUCUCUUUUUUUUCUUUUAAUAAGUAUAGUGGUUAGCAGCUGCUUGGAUUUAAUUAUUCAAUUGGAUAUGAACCCCCUUUGAAAAAAAUCCAACCGACAAUACAAAGAUGAGUGGCAGCGAUAAAGACACCAAGUUGGAGGGGACGGAGAAAGUGUUGGACAAGCGGACGACGCUGCUACGGCCUCCAGAGCCGGAUGCAAACAAGGCGCCUAUCGAGAACACGGUCGAGGUGACGCCGCUGGCGGUGUUGGGACCGGACAUCUUCACCAACACACGGCCGCUGUGGCUGCCCCCCGGCGCGCGAGGCGUCUACGGAGGCGCUGUGAUUGCGCAGAGCCUGGCCGCGGCCCAGCUGACGGUUCAGGACCACUUCUUGGUGCACUCGUGCCACUGCUAUUUCCUGCUGGCUGGCUCCGCGACGAUCCCCAUCAUGUACCACGUCGAGCGGGUGCGCGACGGGCGGUCGUUUGCGACGCGGACGGUGCAGGCGCGGCAGAAGGGCAACUGCAUCUUCACGACGACCAUCAGCUUCGUGCGCGAGAACAGCGGCGGCGCAAAGCAGAUCCAGCACGCGGCGGCGCUGCCCGACGUCGAGAUGCCGGACCCGAGCUGGGACACGGAGGGAGACGCGCUCUGGGACCGGGCUGGGCCGUUUAAGAGCCGGCGCAUCGAGCUCAAGGACGCCGACGCCCGGCCGGACCAGCGAAAAGCCCGACAGUGGCAUCGCUGCCGAGGACAGAUCUCGGCGGCGGGAGGGCAUCAAGCGCAUCUCAACGCGCUGGCCUACGUCUCGGACAGCUACUUCAUCGGCACGGUGUCGCGCAUCCACCGGCUGUGGCGGCUGGGCCUGACGCCCGAGCAGGUCGCCGAGCUACCUGAUGCUGAGGGCGACAAGAUGCGGCAGUUUCUCGAGUUUGAGGGCAUGGGCAGCCGGCUGGAGGACUGGGCGGGGAGGCCGCGGGUCGGGAUGCUGGUGAGCCUGGACCACAGCAUUUACUUUCAUGAGCCGAAGCGGGUGAGGGCGGACGAGUGGAUGUUUUCGGAGAUGGAGAGCCCGUGGAGCGGGGAUGGGAGGGGGCUUGUGAUGCAGCGGAUUUAUGCGGCGGAUGGGACGUUGUUGGCGAGUUGCGUGCAGGAGGGUGUUGUUCGGUUGCAGCAGGACGAGGCCGAGAGGGGGUCCAAGAUUUGAACAACGGGAGAGACCUCUUUGAAUUGGGAUAAAGAACAUGGGAGGAUCAUGGCGUUUUUUUGUACAGCGUGGAAAGGAACGAGAUUUGGGUUCAAAUUCGAACUGCUAGACAUUUCUAAUUGGCUACUUUUAGGUGGCUUGCUUGUUCAUGUUGUUUGAGUUCAAGUUUACAAGAGCUACAUACAUGAACUGUUUGGGUUGACAACAAGCCCGUGUUCAAACUAACAAUAAACUGUUGGGUUUAGAAUAUACUCACCAACGCAAC
Molecule: messenger RNA, 1786 nt
Organism: Trichoderma harzianum CBS 226.95
Lineage: Eukaryota; Fungi; Ascomycota; Sordariomycetes; Hypocreales; Hypocreaceae
Exons: 3
Coding region: 439-1521 (360 amino acids)
Biological process (GO): acyl-CoA metabolic process; fatty acid catabolic process
Cellular component (GO): peroxisomal matrix
Molecular function (GO): fatty acyl-CoA hydrolase activity
Source: RefSeq, a predicted model, not a curated record